AUGUCUAAAUCAAGAAAGACUUGGAACAAAAGAAAAAGAGCCCUUUGGAUUCUUACCACUGUGGCUAUAGGUAUCCUCCUAUUUUGGAAACUGUUUAAUAAUUCAAAAGGUAGCGAUUUACAGGCUCUACUACAAAACUUGCCAAAGGAGAUCAGCCAAAGCAUAAACAACGCAUAUUCAAACCAACAAAGUGACGAAGACAUCAUAAGAAGAUUCGAAGAACUAUCCGAACUGCUUAAGACAAAACAGGAGGACCAAACCAAACAAUUCGAAAGGCAACGUCGUAUCCUAGAAAAGAAAAUCAAAGAACUGAAAAAAUUACCAAGUGAUGCCACUUUACGUGAAAAACUGGUGUAUUCCUUUGAAUACGACAGCUUAAGAAAGUUUCCUGCAUUCAUCUGGCAGACCUACGAUAAACCUGUAAUUAAUAGGAGAACUGUUCAAGAUGAUCUUGCAGAUUCUGAUUCCGACAGUAAUAAUAACAGCAAUAACCAAGGUAUAAGUGAAGAACUGGCCUCCAACAAGGCCAACUGGGAUGAAAAGAACCCUGGCUUCGUUCAUGAAAUCUUUAAUGAAGACAUCAUAUAUGCAAUGGUCCGUCAUUACUAUGCAUCUGUCCCAGAAGUCAUUGAGGCUUACAACGCACUACCAACAAAGAUUCUGAAAAUCGAUUUCUUUAAAUACCUGAUUCUAUUGGCACGUGGUGGUCUAUAUGCAGAUAUGGAUACUGUUCCAUUGCAACCCAUCCCCAAUUGGAUUCCAGGUGAUGUUGAUCCACGCAAGAUCGGUCUUAUUAUUGGGAUUGAACACGAUGCACAAGACAAUUCCUGGAAGAAUGAUUAUGUGAGAAGGCUACAGUUUGGUACUUGGAUCAUCCAAGCUAAACCUGGACAUCCUGCCAUUAGAGAAAUUGUGGCACAGAUCACAGAGACAACAUUGAAGCGUAAAAGAGAUAAUGAACUGAAUCUAAAUUUCAGAAACGACUUGAAUAUAAUGUCCUGGACUGGGUCGGGUGUCUGGACCGACAUACUUUUCACUUAUUUUAACGAUUACUUGAGGAGUGGGAUUGCACGGAAAGUGACAUGGAAAGAGUUCCAUAAUUUAAAAACACCAAAGGUUUUAAGUGACGUGUUAAUUUUCCCGGAAUUCACAUUCAAUGCUCCAAACACUAUCACAAAUGAUGAUCCACAUAAAAUACUGUAUUUCACUACUCAUGAUAAUGCCAAAUUUUGGAAGAUUGUAUCAAAGGUUGGCGAUGUAAAAGAUGCAUAA
This is a messenger RNA of Arxiozyma heterogenica, 1272 nucleotides long. It is a transcript of the gene HOC1, whose product is annotated as alpha-1,6-mannosyltransferase. NCBI's taxonomy places the organism in Eukaryota, Fungi, Ascomycota, Saccharomycetes, Saccharomycetales, Saccharomycetaceae. Gene Ontology annotation, molecular function: alpha-1,6-mannosyltransferase activity. The coding region runs from base 1 to 1272 and encodes 423 amino acids. Gene Ontology annotation, cellular component: mannan polymerase complex. Gene Ontology annotation, biological process: protein N-linked glycosylation. The transcript has a single exon. The record is from RefSeq and is a predicted model, not a curated record.